Messenger RNA from Gekko japonicus, 3732 nucleotides. RefSeq names its product spalt-like transcription factor 3 (gene SALL3). The record is from RefSeq and is a predicted model, not a curated record. Bases 1 to 3732 code for a protein of 1243 amino acids. Gene Ontology annotation, molecular function: DNA-binding transcription factor activity, RNA polymerase II-specific; RNA polymerase II cis-regulatory region sequence-specific DNA binding. The transcript has 4 exons. Gene Ontology annotation, cellular component: nucleus. Gene Ontology annotation, biological process: regulation of transcription by RNA polymerase II. NCBI's taxonomy places the organism in Eukaryota, Metazoa, Chordata, Lepidosauria, Squamata, Gekkonidae.
AUGGUGUCUCAACACGCAGUCCCGGGAGAAGGAGCAGAUGAUGGUGAUAGUGGAAACGAAAGCAGGAGCGGAAGUGAGGAAACAAAUGUUUGUGAAAAAUGCUGUGCAGAAUUCUUCAAGUGGACCGAUUUCCUGGAACACAAGAAGAACUGUACUAAAAAUCCGCUGGUGUUGAUUGUGAAUGAAGAUGAAGCAGCACCACCUUCUGAAGAGUUCCCGGAGCCCUCGCCUGCUAGUUCUCCCAGUGAGCCAGCAGACAGUGAGGCUGCUGAAGAAAGCACUCAGACUGAGAACAACGAGAGCUGUGAGGUAAAGAAUACAGACAAGGAAGAAGAACCCAUGGAAAUAGAACCUUCUGCAGAGAAAAGUUACCCCAAUCAAGGCACCUCUAGCACAGCUACGCCACUACCUCAGAUUAGUGAAACAUCUUCCUUGACAAGUUAUAGCAUGCCAAACACUAACGUAACCUUAGAGACCUUGUUAAGUACUAAAGUGGCUGUUGCACAAUUCUCCCAGAGUACAAGAUCUGCAGCCACUGCAACCACAGCCAGCGGGGUUACGGCAAUGGCCAUUCCAAUGAUCCUUGAGCAGCUGAUGGCGUUGCAGCAGCAGCAGAUUCACCAGCUGCAGCUAAUUGAACAGAUCCGGAGUCAGGUGGCAAUGAUGAAUCGGCAGCCAUUACGUCCCACUCUAAACCCCACUGCCCCUUCUCAGAAUGCUCCUGUGCAAGCCUCUAACCAGCUCCAAGGGUUUGCAGCAAACUCUGCUCUUCAGUUGGCAGCAGUCGUUCCUUCUGCCAUUGUGGCACAAGCCACUAGCAACCCACCAACUGCCUUUGAGAGCUCUCAGCACAUUUCAAGACCCACAUCUGGUGCAAGUACCCCUAACAUGUCAAGCAGUGGUUCUUCUGCCCCAAAUGAAACAAGUACACCAUCUUCUUCACAUGCAAUUACAGCUUCAUUAACACCUGUUUCUGUGUCAAAUAGUUCCAACACCUCUUCACAUCCCCCAGAUGCUUCAAGUCCGCCGUCAAUAGGACCAGGGAAUCUCCUCACCUCAGCUUCUGGCCUGCCAAACCCACUUCUACCUCAGACUUCAUCCAGUAGUGUAAUUUUCCCCAAUCCACUGGUUAGCAUUGCUGCAACUGCUAAUGCAUUGGAUCCUCUGUCUGCUCUUAUGAAACAUCGCAAAGGAAAACCACCAAAUGUAUCUGUGUUUGAACCCAAGGCGAGUUCUGAGGAUCCGUUUUUUAAACACAAGUGUAGAUUUUGUGCCAAGGUAUUUGGGAGUGAUAGUGCUCUGCAGAUACACUUGCGUUCACACACAGGUGAAAGACCCUUUAAGUGUAACAUAUGUGGCAAUAGGUUUUCCACUAAAGGCAACCUGAAAGUUCAUUUUCAGAGGCACAAAGAAAAGUACCCACAUAUUCAGAUGAAUCCAUAUCCAGUUCCAGAAUACCUCGAUAAUGUUCCCACUUGCUCUGGGAUUCCUUACGGCAUGUCAUUGCCACCUGAAAAACCUGUUACUACAUGGUUGGACAGCAAGCCGGUGUUACCAACAGUACCAACUUCAAUUGGGCUGCAGCUUCCCCCGACAAUACCUGGUGUGAACAGUUACAUAGAUUCCCCAAGCAUUACGCCCAUGAGCAGGUCACCACAAAGACCAUCCCCUGCAUCAAGUGAAUGCACUUCUUUAUCUCCAAGCCUGAACAAUUCUGAAUCAGGCAUUCCUUUUUCUGCAGAAUCCCCACAACCAAUUCAUAGUGGCUCAGUUAUGACAAAAACUGAGCCAGUCACUAUUCCUGUGACAAAUGCACAGCCCGCAGAUAUUUCUGUAAGUGGGCAGGUUUCUAUAGUACCCACAUCUUCAGUUCCUAAUGCUGUUACAGACAGUAGUAUUCCCCCAAGCAUCCCAAACCCUGUGCUUCCAGCGUUGUCUGACCAAUUUAAGGCUAAGUUUCCAUUUGGUGGUCUACUAGACUCUAUGCAAACAUCAGAAACCUCAAAACUGCAGCAGCUUGUAGAGAACAUCGAUAAGAAGAUGACAGAUCCAAAUCAAUGUGUCAUUUGUCACCGUGUGCUUAGUUGUCAGAGCGCUCUCAAGAUGCAUUACAGAACCCAUACAGGAGAAAGACCAUUUAAAUGCAAAAUUUGUGGACGUGCAUUUACUACAAAAGGCAAUCUAAAAACACAUUUUGGAGUUCAUCGAGCGAAGCCACCACUUAGAGUACAGCACUCGUGUCCCAUUUGUCAGAAGAAAUUUACAAAUGCUGUUGUUCUUCAACAGCAUAUUCGUAUGCACAUGGGUGGGCAGAUUCCAAACACACCAUUACCAGAGGGCUUCCAAGAUGCCAUGGACUCAGAGCUUUCCUUUGAUGAAAAGAAUGUGGAAACGCUGAGCAACUAUGAUGAUGAGGUUGAUGAAAACUCCAUGGAAGAGGACCCAGAGUUAAAAGACAAUGCAAGUGACUCAUCCAAACCACUUAUACCUUACACUGGGUCAUGUUCACCAUCACCCCCCUCUGUAAUCUCUAGCAUUGCUGCUCUGGAGAAUCAAAUGAAAAUGAUUGAUUCUGUCAUGAACUGUCAACAGCUAACCAAUCUAAAAACUAUAGAAAAUGGGUCAGGGGAAAGUGACCAUCUGAGCAAUGAUUCCUCAUCAGCCAUUGGAGAUCUGGAGAGCCAGAGUGCAGGGAGUCCUGCGAUGUCUGAAUCUUCUUCAUCCAUGCAAGCUUUGUCUCCCGAAAACAGCAACUGUGAAAGUUUUAGAUCAAAAUCCCCAGGCCUUAGUAACCAGGAAGAACCACACGAAAUACAAUUAAAGACAGAAAAACCUGACAGCCCUCCACCACCUACUGUAGAAAAUGGAGGUGCACUGGAUCUGACAGCCACCAAUCCAGGAAGGCCAAUCAUCAAAGAAGAAUCUCCUUUUAGCCUGCUGUUCCUGAACAGAGAACGUGGUCCCAGCCAAAGUACUCCUAGCCUGGUCACCAGCACUGCGCCUACCAUGAUCAAAAUGGAAGUGAAUGGUCACAGCAAGCCGAUCUCAAUGGGUGAGGUUCCAUCUCUUCCAGCUGGAAUCCAGGUUCCUGCUGCACCACAGACAGUGAUGAGCCCAGGCAUCACUCCUAUGCUGGCACCCCCACCUCGUCGAACUCCCAAACAACACAAUUGUCAAUCGUGUGGGAAGACCUUCUCCUCAGCAAGUGCACUACAGAUACAUGAACGCACCCAUACUGGUGAAAAGCCAUUUGGUUGCACAAUCUGUGGUAGAGCUUUUACCACAAAAGGGAAUCUUAAGGUUCACAUGGGAACUCAUAUGUGGAAUAAUGCCCCAGCACGCCGUGGCCGUCGACUGUCUGUGGAAAACCCCAUGGCUUUGUUAGGUGGUGAUGCUCUGAAGUUUUCAGAAAUGUUCCAAAAGGAUUUGGCAGCUCGGGCAAUGAAUGUUGACCCAAGUUUUUGGAACCAAUAUGCUGCUGCUAUUACUAAUGGACUUGCAAUGAAGAACAAUGAAAUUUCUGUCAUACAGAAUGGAGGCAUUCCCCAGCUCCCAGUAAGUUUAGGCGGAAGUGCUAUUCCGUCUUUAAGUAAUAUUACCAGUGGAAUGGACAAAGCUCGUACCGGCAAUAGCCCUCCCAUCAUUGGUUUGGACAAAGCGAGUUCUGAAACUGGAGCCAAUCGCCCAUUCACAAGGUUUAUUGAGGAUAAUAAAGAGAUUGGCAUAAAUUAA